AAAUUGAUAAGGCAACUGAACAAUCACUUCGCAUCCACACAAACACAAAGCAGCUGCACUAUGUCCCAGUCUUUGCUAGGCUGGGUGUGAGAAGUCUCAAAGAAGUUAUAAAAACUGGACACCAAUAUGGUGGAAUCCUCGAAUUUGGGUAGGACGCUGAACAAUCAGCCUGUUCAGCCCCUACCCACUCAAUCCCCAUCUGGCAUGCGUUGUGGCACAUUGGAGACUCGAGUACGCGGUGCCUGGUAUCGCGUAUUGGUCACUUUGGAGACAGACUAUUUGGCCAUCAGUUUGGAUGAGACUUGUGAGAAUUCAGGCAAUGGUGGUGAUCAGUCCACCACACUAAAUGGGACAUUAGGGAGCAAUCACAGUGGCCAUAAUGGCUCAAUACCCUCCUCGGCCUCCAUGCAAGGCAUGGGUGGUGGCGGUGGCGUGGUUGGCGGUGGUGGUGGAGCAUCCACCAUUACUUCGACCACAACAACAACCAGCAACGAAUUGGAUACUACCGACAAUGGUGAUCACAUGCUGAACAAUAAUACAUUGGACAAUGGCAUGGAUAUGUGCGAUGUACCUGAUCAUGUGGCAAAUCAAAAGAGACAUGUACGCAUUAUUAAGUCUGAAAACAAUGGUCUCGGUAUAUCGAUCAAAGGAGGUCGUGAAAAUCGCAUGCCAAUUCUCAUAUCAAAAAUUUUCCGCGGCAUGGCUGCUGAUCAAGCCAAAGGCCUUUAUGUGGGCGAUGCCAUACUUUCGGUAAAUGGAGAGGAAUUACGAGAGGCAACGCACGAUGAAGCUGUGAGAGCCUUAAAACGUGCCGGAAGAGUUGUAGAUUUGGAAGUGAAAUUUCUACGUGAAGUCACCCCGUAUUUUCGAAAAGCCAGCAUUAUAUCCGAAGUGGGCUGGGAACUGCAGCGAGCCUUUUUGUGUCCACUUGGCCCAGGCGUAUCGGCCUCACCACCUGCUCCCAAAACUACACCGAGAGCUGAUACACGUUACAUACCAUUACAGCUAACGCAUUUGGCAAGAAAUUUGAAAUACAUUGAUCCAGAGAAUCGAUGCCUGGAACUACACUCACCGGACGGGGUACAUUCGUGCAUAUUGCGCGCUGCCGACUCCGCAGAGGCUUUGGUGUGGUUUAAUGCCCUGCACAGUGCCAUGAGUGGCUCAACCCAACGUGCUUUAGUGGAGGCCAAUCGAGCCUUAAUGAAUGUCAUCGGCGAACUCAAACAUAUUGGCUGGCUAAGCAGACGUCUAAGUGGCAGCAGUGGAGCGGGUAGUGCCACAAGUGCUGGUGGCGGGGUUGUCGGUGGCAAUAAUGCCAUGACUGGUACUACGACAAGUGCCGGCAGUGGUGGCGAAGUGCCAAGUGGUCGCUCUAGUUCGGAGAGUUCUGAUGAAAAUGAUAAAUGGCAACCCAUAUUUGUGGCCGUUACAGAACGUGAGCUAAGGAUAUAUGAAAGUGCUCCAUGGUCGGUGGAAGCCUGGGGACGUCCUUUGGAAAGUUUUGCAUUGGCUACAACCAGAUUAGCAGGUGCUGGUAAUAAUUCUUCUUUGAAUGGACAACAGUCAACGGUAUUUUGCAUUAGAUGCGGCACUACGCGUGGUGUUCUGGUCUAUUGGCUACGCUCGGAGACCCAUCGUGAUAUGGCUGCCUGGGCCAGAGCAUUAGUUCAAGGUUCCCAUAAUGCGGUCAACUAUCAGCGUGAAUUCUCGUUUCGUUGCUUGUACCAAGGCAGACAGUGUCAAUUGGUUGUGCAUUUAAACCGUGGCUUUUGCCUCUUUGAGUGUGGCUAUGCGGCCCCAGCUCAGACCAAAACGCAAUUGUGGCAAUUCCCUUUUGAUAAAUUGCGUGGCUCAGCGGAUGAUGGCAAUCGUAUGCUGUUUCUGGAUUUUGGUGAUGAUGGUGAAAUUGAAUUGGAUAUGGAAUGCUGCCCUAAGCCUGUGGUAUUUGUUCUGCACAAUUGCCUCUCGGCCAAAGUUCAUAAUAUCGCCUAAUCACAAACAAUUGCAUCAAAGGAAACUUGAGAAGAUACAAGAAAAACUAAAAGAAUAUAUGCCCAAAAAGAAAAACCAAAAUAUAAAAAAUCCACACUUUUUGUAAUUUCAUACUUAAACAAUAAUUAAUAAAAAAUUAAAGACA
This is a messenger RNA of Stomoxys calcitrans (stable fly), 2137 nucleotides long. It is a transcript of the gene Syn1, whose product is annotated as beta-1-syntrophin. The transcript has 9 exons. Gene Ontology annotation, cellular component: dystrophin-associated glycoprotein complex; intracellular anatomical structure. Gene Ontology annotation, molecular function: structural molecule activity; protein binding. The coding region runs from base 127 to 1992 and encodes 621 amino acids. NCBI's taxonomy places the organism in Eukaryota, Metazoa, Arthropoda, Insecta, Diptera, Muscidae. The record is from RefSeq and is a predicted model, not a curated record.